CAGAGUCCCGCCACUCACCCAUCUUCGUUGAACAAAAGGCGCGAGCGAGGGAAUCUGGAUUCUGGCGGGCGAGCGGAGAGGAGUGGGAAAACGAUUUUACCCGCUAGGACAGGGACCUGGAUUCGUGGUUCCCGCCUUCUUCCAUCGGUGACUCUGUCCAUCAUCGCGGAGAGAGAAAGGGGGGAACGACCAGGAGAGAGAGAGAGAGAGAGAGUUGAUGGAAGGGAUUGUAUGGGAGAAUCCUCUGAACCCUCCCAAGCGCGAGGACUACGUAUUCAAGAACGGAAAACGUCUCGUGAAACCCUGCUUCUUCGAGUUCAUCUGCAACGUUACUGCUAUUGAAGCUGGAAGAAUCCAAGUUGAUGGAACACGUAUUGAUGUUACAUAUAUUGUUAAAUCUUCACAAAGAAUUAGCCACUUUGUGCACAGGUUGAAUCAAGAAAGUCUUUUAGAUUUUCCUUCUAUUAAUGCAGUUUUGGUGUGGUCAAGAGUUACAUAAUGUUGUGCAUAGUAGAUUCAGCUUCACUUGAACUAAAAUAUGACAGCAAGUUUGUUGGAGGGGGAGAAGACAUGUUGCUUCACCUUUGUUAUUUCCAUACUGCAUGCAACAAAGGACAUCAUGGACCAGUUAACCGUAUGCAUUUUUUUACCUGGCAACAAUCUAAUCUCGCAACUGUUAGCAAGCAGGGCUGGGAUCUUAUUUCUUGGAACAUGUUUCUAGGAUUUUAUUUUAUAGCCAUCAAACGGGGAUAUGAACUCAAUUCUUCUUCCCAUCAUUCUGCGUUUGCCCGCAAGGAAAGCUUCUGCACUACUAAGGUUCAAUUAUGUCGCUUUGCCACAUUUUUUCGACGAAAAUGAAGCUGCUUUGGCAAUGCAAAGUGCAUUUUCCAGCUUCGAUCUAGUCCAAGCCAACAACAGCCUUAAGGAUGUCAUUAGAUCAGGUGACAUUAAGAAUGCACGAAAGUUGUUCGAUGAAAUGCCUCAGAAAAAUGAGGUCACAUGGACAACGAUAAUUGGUGGUUAUGUUAAUGGGGUUUUGUCGAAUGAGGCCCUUGUCCUGUUCUCCAGGAUGAGGUUGGAAGUUGGAUUGAGAAUUGACCAGUUUGUCAUCAGUUUGGUACUCAAGGCCUGUGCCAACCUUUCUCAAAUGAGGACAGGAGAGGGUCUUCAUGCGUGCUCUGUGAAGACUGGUCUUGUGAACUCCGUGUUUGUUGGGAGUGCUCUUGUGGAUUUCUACAUGAAAGGUUAUCUUGUAUUGAGUGCUUGCAAUAUGUUUGAUGAAAUGCCAGAAAGGAAUGCUGUUACGUGGACCGCCCUCAUGACCGGUUUGGUGCAAGUAGGUCUUGGCAAUACAGCAAUUGUUUACUUUCGUGAAAUGCUCAAAUCUCAUGCUACAGUCGAUUCAUUUGUGUUCUCCAUAGCUUUGAAAGCUUGUGCAGACUUUUAUUAUCUCAGGCCUGGGAAGGAGAUUCAUGCGCAGGUUGUUCGGUUUGGUUUUAAUUCAAGUUCCUUUGUGGCAAAUGCUCUUGCAUCUAUGUAUCUGAAAUGUGGGAGACUGAAUGAUUCAUUUUGUUUGUUUAAAGCCAUGCAUGUACGGAAUGUGGUCUCCUGGACAACGAUGAUAGUUGGUUGUGUUAGUGAGGGUUACAUGGAGGAUGCACUGCAGAUGUUUGUCGAGAUGCUGAAGAUGAAAGUUGUUCCCAAUGAGUUCACCUUUGCCGCAGUUAUCUCUGCUUGUUCAAGUCUUGCAGCAAUAGAGAUGGGUAAACAGUUACAUGCUUAUUCUCUACGCCGUGGAUAUAUUGAUUCAAUGUCAGUUGGGAAUGCACUAGUGACCAUGUAUUCGAACUGUGGAUAUAUAACUGCUGCAUCAGUUGUGUUUGAUCAGAUGAAUGAAAGAGAUGUUGUUUCAUGGACUGCAAUGGUUGCAGGCUAUUGCCAGGAGUGUCAUGUUGGUGAAGCUUUCCAAGUUCUCUCGUGCAUGCGAAGGGCAGGAUGCAUGGCAAAUGAAUUCACAUUAUCCUGCCUACUGAGUCUUACAGCUUGUAUGGCUAUGCUGGAACAAGGGAAACAGAUCCAUGCUCACAUUUAUUCUAGCGGCUUAAAUUGGGAUCCAAUGAUUACAAGUGCGUUAAUUAAUAUGUACUCCAAAUGUGGAAGCAUGCAAGAUGCAUCCCAGGUAUUUUGUAAGAAUAAAGUAAAGGACAUAAUAUCGUGGACUGCUAUGAUUGUUGGCUAUGCUGAACAUGGUUACAGCAAAGAUGCAAUUGACCUUUUUGAGCAAAUGCCGCUGGUGGGUUUGAAACCAGAUAGUGUGACAUUCAUUGGGGUUCUUAUGGCAUGUAGUCAUGCUGGUCUUCUUGAUCAGGGCUUUAGUUAUUUUUAUUUUAUGAAAAAAACUCAUCAUAUUGAACCUCAGAGGGAACAUUAUGGCUGCAUGAUUGAUCUCCUUUGCAGGGCUGCACGUCUGGAUGAGGCAGAAAGUAUGAUCAAGAACAUGCCAUUUAAACCGGAUGAUGUCGUUCUGUCAAUUUUGCUUCGUGCUUGUAUGGUUCAGGGCAACAUAGAGUGUGGAAAACGUACAGCAGAAUGCAUCCUUGAACUGGACCCAGAUUGUGCUGGUACUCAUAUCACCCUGUCAAAUAUUUAUGCCGCUAGUGGGAAGUGGAAGGAUUCAGCCAAAGUAAGAAAGUCAUUGAAGGAAAAGGGAGUCAAGAAGGAACCUGGAUGGUCUUGGAUUAUGGUGAAGGACAGGAUUUCAACAUUUAUGGCUGGCGAUAGGUCUCAUCCACAGAGUGAUAAAAUAUAUGCCAUUUUAGAACUUCUGAUGCCAAGAACAAUGACGGUUCUCAAUGAAGAAGUGGAAUGUGGUUCUGAUUCUUAAAUUUUUAACAUUGAAAGUUAUUUUUUUGGUUCACUACAUGAAAUGGGAUAAACAUUGAUGGCUGUUUCAGCCGUCACAAUGUCUCCCUGAGGCAUGAAAAGAGGAAUGAUCCGAUGGAAUCUGUGGAAGCAUUUUUUUGUAUUUUAAAACUUUAGUGGACUAAAUAUGAAAUUUAUUGAAAAUGGGUACAACUUUCUGCUA
Molecule: messenger RNA, 3085 nt
Organism: Nymphaea colorata (pocket water lily)
Lineage: Eukaryota; Viridiplantae; Streptophyta; Magnoliopsida; Nymphaeales; Nymphaeaceae
Product: putative pentatricopeptide repeat-containing protein At3g47840
Exons: 6
Coding region: 752-2884 (710 amino acids)
Biological process (GO): RNA modification
Molecular function (GO): RNA binding; protein binding
Source: RefSeq, a predicted model, not a curated record